Molecule: messenger RNA, 2747 nt
Organism: Homarus americanus (American lobster)
Lineage: Eukaryota; Metazoa; Arthropoda; Malacostraca; Decapoda; Nephropidae
Exons: 5
Coding region: 16-969 (317 amino acids)
Cellular component (GO): membrane
Molecular function (GO): transmembrane receptor protein serine/threonine kinase activity
Source: RefSeq, a predicted model, not a curated record
GCGAGCGUCACUAGCAUGGCAGCACUACGGGUGAGUACUUGGUAUUCUUCCUCCGUGGCCUGCACAGUGCACUCCCUUGGCAUGACCGGCGCCGCACAGUGUCCGUGCUCACACACCCAGCUGCAUCCCGACUGGGAAGUGAGCACCCACAGGAGGCCCCUCUCCAUUUCCAGAUUUAAGACAAGCCACAAGACACUUGGAGGGUAUGUUAUACCCAAAGAAAACAGCACGACACCCUGGGCCUGUGAUGCUACACCUAAGAGCCAUGGCGCUUCAUCCUUACACAAUUACACUACACCCGAGAAUCGUGGUGUUACACCCAGGGACGACAGGACCACUCGCCAACCUCCACUGCUACUGUUCCUGUUGCUUUUACUGACAAGACCGCUGGUAAUCGCCGCCGCCCAGGAGCGGUUGAUCACGUGUGAGUGUUCCAAGGCUGAGUGUAAGGAAGAUGGCUACACCUGCACCGCCACUGGCUGUUAUUUGCAACUCCUUGACCGACGUGAUGGCUCCCAACCUAUAACCAGUGGCUGUUUGACCGAAAAAGGAGCCUCCUUGCUGUGUAUGAACCAGCCACCAGCAGUUCGCUUUGUGCCUUGGCCUUAUCUUGUGUGCUGUAACACCAACUUCUGCAACAGGGAUGUCGCCCUUACAAAUGAUUUGGUCACACGAAGUGAUGAAGUGGACUCCUUAAGGCGGCUGGGCGUUUCAUCCAUCGAGGAAUUCCGGGAGAAGUAUGACAAAGACACUCUUGAGAGUGACUCGGAUGACUUGAACACAGUCUACUUGGCAGUAAUAGGUGCUGCUGUUGUCCUUAUGAUUGCAAUUAGUGCUGCAGGAUUCUGUGUUUUAGCCAAGUACAGGUCAAAACAUAGCCGACCACCUCAUGUUUCUUUAGACAAUGGAAUGGAGAAACUGAAGUCCUCACCUGUAGAGCCCAGUGCCCCACCACUACUACAUGCAUAACAUCCAUCUACAGUAUCACAUUCUUAUUUCCUUCAGGUUAAUUGAGAUUCAUGUAUUUUUAAUUUAAAGUACUGUGAUAUCUGCACUACUUUAUUUGUACCAAUGUGCAGUACAAAUUUAGUCAUGAAAGGCAAUCAGUGCCAUUUGUCUUAGUUUAACCCUUAAACUGUGGUUAUAGGAAAAUGUGAUUAUCUGUAUUUGUAAAUUUUUUUGUUUGAAAUUCUUAAAAAUAAUUAAUAUUCUUAUGAAAUUACAGACAAGCAUUCAGAAUAAAAAUACCUGUAUGAAAAUAUUAUUUCCCAUACAACUCAACUGAUGGAUGUGUUUCUUCAUGUGCAAUUUCAUUAUAAUAAAAUUCAAUCCCAUAAUGGUCAGGGAACCACUUCCCUCCCUCUUAUCACCCCCUGAACAGAAAGACGUAAAAGUUCCGCUCUCCAUGCCUGAUAAAGGCCUCCAGAGGAUGGGGCACACACAUCCACCCUCUUAGACCUAAACCAAAAUCAUAGGAACACCCUACACAUUCAAAUGCCUUGGCUGGAAAUGAAUGUGUCUGUUGACAUUGGCCACAGUUUAAGGGUUAAACUAAUGACUUAAUGCCAGUGCUUGCAACUAGAGCAAACUUUAACACCUACAUACUACUAAGAAUGCUACUCUACUGCAUAUCACUCAUAUUUUGGAAGAUUCAUACAUGCUGAAUUGCUCCUGUAUAGUAGACAAGAUGCCAACAUAGUUUUAAGACUUACAUUUAUUUCAAUCCUACAACCUUUGUGCUUGCUUUGAGGACUAAAUCCUUAAAUUUGUCUCGUCUUGCUACAACUCAACUGAGGAUACCGAAACUAAGACCCCGAAAACCCAAUCACUUUUCUUUUUAAGGAAAGCAGAAACUUUGUACAUACUGUAUAUUGAUUUUAAAUUUGUAUCAUCUCCAAAUAAAAAUGACAUUAAAUUUAUUUUACAGUUAACAAAAGUUUAUCCUCAAUGUGCCCUUUUUCCCCUAACAAUUGAAGGGCACCAAUAUCUUCACUCCAUUCCCAGUACAGUAUUUGCAAGUGAUACAAAUGUUGAGCCUUAUAAGAAAUGAAAUCCAUUUACCUUCAACUUUCAUGGAAUGUAAUGAAAGAUAGGAAUUUCACAUUACAGUACCCCUGUACUGUUGUAGUGUAAAUAUUUUGCACACCCGAGAGUAAAAAUUGAACAGAAUUCUGAUGUUCUUAACAACACCCAUGGGCUAAACUGAAGAAAGUAUAUCUCAUCUAAAAAGAAAAUUCCAGACUAUACACACCUGUAAACUGUGUUGGAUUCUGUUCAAAUUUGUCAGCAAUUUUCCAGAUGUAUUUAUGUUUAUCACGUGCACUUACAAUUGUCGAAGCAAGUAGCAGCCAUAACUGACAAUGCCAUCUUCAUUAGCCUAUGUUCUAAUCAAACAAAACAAUUCUUGACUCUUUAUACCAAUACAUUUGGCUUUCGUAAAAAAUUAACUAUUUUCCAGCUUGGAAUACCAAAUGUAUAAUAGUGAAAGACGUCUAAGGCAAGUUAUGGAAGGAUAGAAUGAGUGAAGUCAAACAGGUAACAUAUGGCUGCUGCAGAAUGUAACUUUUAAGCCUGUUGAUGGAGGAGGCAAUUUUAAUUAUUUCUUGUGAACUAGAAUCCUUCAUGGACAAAAAAUAUAAAUAUGGAGAGAUGAAUAGCCAUGUAAGUGGAAGCUACUCAAGACAUUAGACUAGUGCAGCUGCAGGUGUGUAGGCUCUCGGCUAAGCCAAACCAUUUAUAUAAAAAAU